CGCGAUCAAUUCCAGUAGAUAAAAUAUAUACCUUUAGGACUUCGGUAUAAUGUUAUAAAUUUUAAUUUUGUAAUAAUAUUUAUCAUAAUAAAUAUAAUAAUAGUAAAAACACAUAAUGUUAUUGUAAGUAUUCCUGCGUUUACGUACAGGUACAAUAAUAAAUAAUAAUCAUAAUAGUAUSAUAGGUAUAAUAAUUAUUUCGUUCUGUCGGUGUUACUUUUAAUUACUAUAUUUUGUAAUUGUCUUAACGUUGUCUAUGCUUUCGGCACGGUAAAGCAUCUUAUCGUCUGUCGUUUUCAACGAACUGUUACUCGCUCGCACUCACGCCCGCUACCUAACUAUGGAUCGUCAUACAUGAUACUGGAAAAUUUGACGACAUUGUUAACGACAGUAUCGAGUAUCAUCGUCUGCCUACCACCUACGGUUCUACAAACGUAUUGAUAAGGCGUUUCKCAGUUUUUCAUAUUUUCAUUACCAUUUAUCACCGCGUGUCCUAAUCCGCCGCAGUCGAAAUGGACAAGAGGAAGUUGUCAACAUCUGGAGAUUCUCUUUAUGUUACGCUGAGCUUAGCAAAAACAGCAGAAACGGAAGAAAUUAAGAAAACUUAUCGAAAACUUGCAUUAAAAUUCCAUCCAGAUAAGAAUACUGGUAAUCCUGAAGCUGAAGAAAAGUUUAAAGAAAUCAAUAAGGCAUAUAGAAUAUUGACAGAUCCGAACAGAAACCCCGUUAACACGGAAAUAUUUCAUGGCACGUACGAUUCCAAUGAUGGAGCGAACUCAAAUAUAGAUGGUAUACAUAAAAAGGAGGAUAGCGAAGAUGAUGUUGUAGUGAAUCAGCCAUCUUCUACAAACAAUGCUACGGGAGGUGCAGGACAGCAUACCAAUGCGUUUGCUAUGCCACCACCGCCUUCAGCCAAUGAGACCACUGCACUGAAUCCAGAUGGUACUCCUACAAAGUACUCUGCGAGCAAAUAAUUAUCUUAUGAGUCAUUAAAUCAUGUCCCCUCAGACACAUUUUAAUACUCAAGUAUGACAGAGUGAUUGUCCUUAUUACUCUUAUCCAGUGGAGUUGUAUCACAAAGAAUUACAAUAAUUCAUUUUUUCCAUAUUCAUUAAUCACAUUUURAAAAUUUCAAAAUAUUUUUAACAUUUUGAUUAGUUAUAUAAAUAUGUACCAYCAGUAAGUGUGUACAAUCAAAGUUUCCUUGUGUGUUUUCUCCUAUAGCUUUUUCAUGUGUUUAAUUUCGCAUGGUUUUAAUAAAACUUGUUUCAAAAUGUGCCAGUUUUAAAACAAAAUGAUUUUACAUAAGAUCUUAUAAUAUAAUAGA
Messenger RNA from Diuraphis noxia (Russian wheat aphid), 1327 nucleotides. It is a transcript of the gene Csp, whose product is annotated as Cysteine string protein. The record is from RefSeq and is a predicted model, not a curated record. Gene Ontology annotation, biological process: regulation of neuromuscular synaptic transmission. NCBI's taxonomy places the organism in Eukaryota, Metazoa, Arthropoda, Insecta, Hemiptera, Aphididae. Gene Ontology annotation, cellular component: type Is terminal bouton.